AUGGACAACGACACUCACGUGGAAAAUUACGAUGACCUUGAAGACGAGCCAGCUGGCGUGCCGAGAGAGACUAUUCCUCAACUGACCGGGAAAUUGCAGAGGCAGGCUAUUUCUGAGAAAGAAGGUAGCAGUAGUUCAAAUGCAGAGCAAAAGCAGAAGCAGAAAUGCAGCACAUGCAAUGCUGUUGUGGGUGAUGCAAAAGAAUACAGGGAGCAUUUCAAGAGCGAGUGGCACAAGCAUAACCUGAGGAGAAAGACGAGGCAACUUCCACCUCUUGCUGCUGAAGAAUGUACGGGUGACUUGGAGCUCGGUGACUCGAAAUCUGAUCUGAAAGACUAUUCGUUUUGA
This is a messenger RNA of Striga hermonthica, 348 nucleotides long. The record is from the annotation of a GenBank genome assembly. NCBI's taxonomy places the organism in Eukaryota, Viridiplantae, Streptophyta, Magnoliopsida, Lamiales, Orobanchaceae.